Helianthus annuus (common sunflower) is the source of this 540-nucleotide messenger RNA. Its product is annotated as putative F-box only protein 10. Lineage: Eukaryota; Viridiplantae; Streptophyta; Magnoliopsida; Asterales; Asteraceae. The transcript has a single exon. The record is from RefSeq and is a predicted model, not a curated record. Gene Ontology annotation, molecular function: protein binding. Bases 1 to 540 code for a protein of 179 amino acids.
AUGGAAGACUUAUUACCUGACGAUUUGAUGUACAACGUAUUAUCAAGACUACCGGUGAAAACAAUCAUCCGUUACAAGUGUGUGUGCAAAAAGUGGCGUGAUCUUGUCUCCGAUUCUUACUUUGUUAAUCUUCAUCUCUCGAGAUCGCGUGAGGCCCUGAUGAUCUUUAAUUAUUAUGAGCCAUUUAGGCCAGGGAAUUUAAUGUGGGUAGAGAUAGGACACAAAGCACUCGUUCAAGUGAAAAGGCUUGUGCUUACGGAAUAUUGUGCUCAUGUAAGUUGUUAUUGGCUAAGUCAAGUGGGCUCAGUGAAUGGUUUGAUAUGCUCCGCCUACCACUGCCGGGGGUUUCUCAUAUACAAUCCUGUGUUGGAAGAAUGCAUGCACGUCCCUCCACCACCACAAGAAUAUGAGACAUUAAGUUAUGGUUUAGGAGUUUCAAGGGCAGGAGAAUACAAGUUGAUACAUAUUUUCCAUAGGAAAAUAUCCUUAGAUUCUGACGAGCUUUACACGGUUGAGAUUGAGGUUUACACCCUUCACUGA